CGGCGGGCGGAUGGUGGCGGUUUUUUGGACGUUGGGGCCGUGAGGCGGCGGCGGGACCCCCCCAUCCUGGGAACCCCCGUCCCAGGGCUUUCCCGGCGGGUUUCUCGCCGGGUACUCCCCGCCGCCAGCCUUUCGGAGUGCCCGAAGCUCUGCUGUCCCCCACCCGCGGAGAGCCCGGCGCUCCGCAGGGGCGCGAUGAGCGCGGCGGGGAGCCCGCUCCGCUCAAGGGCGCCAAACCCCCAUGUCUCAUCCAAAUAUGCUGACUGCCAGUCUCCAAACCAGGAGGGCUUUACUCCUCUCCCUUCUAUCAGCGAGCGCUUGGCCCGUCUCCAUCCUUCCCGGGAGCUGCUGGAAUACUACCGCAAGAAGAUUGCUGACUUUGAUGAGGAACAGGAGGAUUUGGUAAAAAGGCUGGAGAGAUACAAAGAAACGUAUGAUAAUCAGCACAAGUUGCAGUGGGAAGUCCGUCAGCUAGAAGAGGAGGUUUCCAAGUUGCAGAAGGCUUUGAGUGAUAUGCAGGUCUACCUUUUCCAGGAGAGGGAACAUGUCCUUCGUCUUCACUCAGAGAAUGACCGGCUGAAAAUCAGGGAAUUGGAGGACAGAAAAAAAAUUCAGCAUCUCCUGACUGUAAUGGGAGCUGAUGAAGAAGUUACAUAUUUUCACAAUGAGCCUCCACAUAAGGUUACUGUUCUGCAAAUGCCAGCACAGUCACAUGAACGAGAUGAUGCUUCCAGCCCAGGUACCGAGAGGAGCACUUCAAAAGAAACAGUACAAGGAGAAAAACCAGGAAGUUCUGAGAGAUAUCAGUGUGUAAAUCAAACACUUCUACUACAGAUCCAGGCUUUGCAAGCUCAAAUAGAAGAACAGACACGAUUAUCCAAGGAACAGGUCGAGGCACUACUAGAGGACAGGCGGAUUCACAUGGAGGAAGCUGAAGUCCAGCAUCAGAGGGACCAGGAGAAGAUCAAAGCUAUAACAGAGAAGCUCCAAAAGACACAAAAUCUCUUAUAUGAGAGUACCCGUGACUAUCUCCAGCUCAAGUUUGAUGCCAGAGCCAAUGAGAAAGCAUGGAUGGCAGAGAAGGACUGUCUGUUGAGGCAACUUGGCAAAGGUCUGGAUCAACUUGUUUUCAAUAGUCCAUCAGGACAAAAGAAGCAUAAAGGUACCAAGAAGAUGCAUCGAGCUGAUGAUGGAGCUUCAAAAGUCCAAAGCAGAGAAAUAAAGUCACUGCAGGAAAAGCUAACGCAGGAACAACACCUAUCACACAUGUACAGAGAGCAGUGUGUCACCCUGGAAGGCGAGCUGGCUAGGAUUCGUGAGGAGAGAGAUGCUGGGAAAGAACUCUUUAAGGAACGCUCAGAAAAGAUGGGGAAGCGCCUGAAGCUGAUGACUCAGCGAUGUGAGGCCCUGGAAAAACGUCGUAGUAUGGAAGUAGAAGGCUUCAAGAAUGACAUUAAACAGCUUCAGCAGAAACUGAAAGAUGUAGAGAAGCAGAUUUACAAGGUUGCAGUGACUCUGAAUAUGGGACCAGAGCAGGAUCUUGCAAUUCUACGUGAGGUCCGCCAAGGAAACAGACUAACACGUAAAAUUCAAGGACAACUGAAAGACUUAAAAACAAAAAUCUUCUGUUUAGAGAAUGAACUACGGGUCUGCUGAGGCUGAAUUGUUAGCUGACAUCCUAGGUUUGGGAAUGAGACAUUGCUAAGUGGAAUAGUCAUAUGCAAGAGUAGCUCCUGCUUCUCUGUUUCCUGGCAUCCAUUGACAGAAGGUUUGAGGAAAUCUGCAGUUAAUGUCAUAACAGUGUGUGAGCUGUUCCCAGAGUGCCAGAUUAUAUGGCUGUUUCAGCUGAGAGAUGGCACCUGGUAAGACUGACAUAGAAAGUACAUGAUGACUGAUAUAUCA
This is a messenger RNA of Pseudopipra pipra, 1902 nucleotides long. RefSeq names its product coiled-coil domain containing 77 (gene CCDC77). The transcript is spliced from 11 exons. Gene Ontology annotation, cellular component: centrosome. Lineage: Eukaryota; Metazoa; Chordata; Aves; Passeriformes; Pipridae. The record is from RefSeq and is a predicted model, not a curated record. Bases 196 to 1656 code for a protein of 486 amino acids.